GACACGCCCGCAAAGCAUUCUGGGACUUGUAGUACUUUUUUUUAGGAGGUUGCCAAGGAGACGCUCAGUCAACAAAGCGUGUCCGACAUGAGUGAGUUCUUGGGUCGGCAGGACUGCAUCGACAGUCUCCGCAGAGACCUGGUCGACCUUCAGGGUGCCACUCUGGACGUGUUCUCCAGAACCGGACCGGUCCGCUUCUCCUCCUGGAAGUUCCCCGAUAAACUGUCCUGCAGCCUGGACAUGGUGGCCCUGCUGGAGCAGUAUGACUUCGUGGAUGGGGAGGAUGCAUUCAACCAGCACUCCCACAUUGUGUUACUGGAGCUGGUGAUAGACAGACUGCUGCUCCUUCUGCAGAGCUUCAACGCUUAUGUUGAGCAGAUCAGUUGCAGCCAUGGGAGGGAGCAGAGCCGGCAGACAGGAUGCCUGUCUGUUGGUCUUGUAGUCAGAAACUACUGGAGUAAUCUAGUUACAUUUGCCAGCACUAAGGUGAUCAACAAAGACAGCAAGAAACAGACAAAAGCGUUUGACUGUGAUGAGACAGAGUCAGUGUCAUCUGUCUCCUCGCACCAAAUGAGCCCAAGGGGUGACUUUUGCAGACGUUGUUUAUCUGCCCCAACUUCAACAAGAUCCUCCAACAAGUGUCUGCCAUCCUCCAGUCCUACCAACAACAUCCCACAGCAUCCUAAAGUCCACAGCCACAGUGUAAGCUGCCAGACAAUUCAGUCAUCUCUUGUUCCCUGCGAUGCGUGUCAUCAAGUGCAAUCCACUCUGAGAAAAACAGGAGACGCGCUGGUGGAACUGUUUCAGAGCGAGGGCCUGCCCUCAUCUCUGCAGCCUCUCUUGGUGGCCGUGGAGGACACCCUGGACCUGGGGCACAUGACAGCAGGCGACGUUGCCCAGUGGGCCAAUGAGCAGCUCAGAGACAUGCGGCGGCUGGCCAAACAUCUUGAAGAUGUGCGGGGCACGGUGCAGCCUCUCAGAGACAGACUCGCAGUAGCAGAAACAGAGCGGGAGAGAUUCAGGUCACAGUUGGAGAGAGCACAGAAAGAGUUCAAGCAAGAGAGGGAAAAACAUCAAGCGAACAGCGUCCAGCUGGAGUUUUCACUGCGCAAAGCUCAAAGAUCCUUAAAAGAAACAGAGCAACGGCUGCAAGAGGAGCAACAGCAAUUCAAAAGAGAAACUCUGAGCUUGGAGGAGAGUAAUUCCAGACUGAACGAGAAAGUAGCACAGCAGGAAGAUACAUUACAAGCAGUUGAAUGUGAGAAGAAUGUGCUGCAGGAGAAACUGGCCACCUUGCACAUGGAGGAAGAGGCCUGCUGCAAACUACAGCAAAAGAUCCAGCAGCUGGAGGAUAAAAUCUCUGAAACUCAACUCCAUCUCGACAAGGAGAACGCCAAGUACCACAGCGCGUGUCGCCAGCAAGAGUCAAUGCAGGCGAAGCAGAAGUCUUUGUUAAAGAGAGUGGACGCUCUCGACGAGGAGUGUGAGGAGCUGCAGAGGCAGCUGGGAGAGAGGGAGGAGAGAGAGAUGGACCUUCACAAGCAGCUUCAGCAGAUGUCAGAGGAGAAGGAACGAGUGCAGGCUCAGCUCGCACAACAGCAGGAACUGUGUUCAGAGCUCCAAAAUGACAAGCAGACACUGGAAACACACGGAGGCGAGCUGAAGAACAACGUGGCCGAGCUGAAGGAAUACGUGCGAGUUUUAAGAGAGAGGGAGAGGCUGAUGGUGGCUUUCCCAGAGCUCAGCCCUGUGGCUCAGGCUCAACCACAGAGUACAGGAAACGUGCUUUUGGACAUGGAGCAACAGUUUCAGGCGAAUGACAUUCGCAUAAAAGUUCUGGAGCAGGAGAACCUCACUCUGCACGCCAGCCUUGUGAAACUGAGGGAAAGAGUGCAUAAUAAUGCCAGCAGGGUAGGACGGGAAGCCUCACCUCAGCAGACAUGGAGCCUCUCUGCGCCCGGCACACCAACUGAAAAGCAACCAGAUCACCUGACACACAUGCAGAACAGUGUACUGCAGAGCAGCAGUGCACCACGGCUGGGAUGCAACAGUGGGAACAAAGCAGGACGGAGGCAAAGUGCCGGGUCCGAGGAUCGCAUGUCCACAGCCACCGCCGCUGCUGCUGCCUCCCCCUCAGCUCUGCAACUUCACUUUCAAACUGUCCAACUCAACACCACGGCUGCUAGAAUCCACACGAAAACACGCAGUGGAUCUGUCCUCGCUCACUGCAGGAGCUUAAAUCAGAGGAGAAAAUGACGGAAAAGACAGAAAGAACACAGCUUUGUAUAAUUAUACCACACUAACACUCAUGUUUUUGUAAUUGUACAGGCUCAUUCUGUAUAAAAAAAUCUAUAAAAUGUAAAUAUAAUAAACUUACUGUGUAUACAUGAA
Larimichthys crocea (large yellow croaker) is the source of this 2391-nucleotide messenger RNA. It is a transcript of the gene ccdc157, whose product is annotated as coiled-coil domain containing 157. The transcript has 10 exons. The record is from RefSeq and is a predicted model, not a curated record. NCBI's taxonomy places the organism in Eukaryota, Metazoa, Chordata, Actinopteri, Sciaenidae. Bases 88 to 2256 code for a protein of 722 amino acids.